This is a messenger RNA of Geodia barretti, 2910 nucleotides long. The record is from the annotation of a GenBank genome assembly. NCBI's taxonomy places the organism in Eukaryota, Metazoa, Porifera, Demospongiae, Tetractinellida, Geodiidae.
UGCAGGGGUGAUGUUUUGUCUUUCUUCUCAGGCAGGUCUGGUGUUGACAGAGCUACUCCUGCACCUGGAGGACGUGUUGUUUGCAGGUCACAGUGGAGUGGUAGUCAAAGAUGGCCGAGCUGUGCCUGCGGAGCACUGACCAGCAGUCCGAGAUGAUGAAGACACUGCUGGUCGCCUUCCACGCCCAAGACGACCCCAAUACCUGCAUCCCGUUGUUUCUCACGCUCACUGCAUACGAGGCGUACUUAGAACACGAGAAAAAGAGGGAGACUGACAAAGAGAUACAAAGAGUCAGUAAUUUCGUCCAUCGUACUCUUUGAUUGUUGCUGUGUUGAUUUUUUGUUCGACAGAGAAGUGUGCAUGUGCAGGGCUCGCUGCUGGUCCAGGCUCUUUUCAAGUACGAGAACCCGCGAGUUGUCGUUAAGAGUUUGCUGAGCAUGGAGAUGGACGAUCUCAUGUGGUUAUCAUGUGACGUUGCCGGCAGUCAUGCCGUCGAUGCAUUCCUAAGUAGUUCCACUGUUAAAUCUGUCAAGAAGAAAAAGCUUGUUGAGAAGAUUAGGCCACAGCUUGUUCCACUCUGUAAGGACAAACACGGCAGUCGUGUGAUGGACGCACUCUGGAGAAGCAGCGAUGUCACCGUGAAAGAGAGCCUUGCCGAACAGCUUAUCGCCCACGAAGCAGAACUAACUGAGGAUUUCUAUGGACGGAUAGUCAUGAGGAACUGCAAUGUAGCUCACUACAGGAGGAAGCAGGCUGUAUGGCAAGAAAAGGCACCCAACACUCUGGAUCUCUUUGAAGAUAUUCUGGACGAUGUGAAUGCUCCCUCCUCAAAACGGAGAAAAUGCAGCAACAGAGCCCUAGUUGAAGAUAGCCUACCUGACCUACCAAGGAAGAAAAAGAAGAAAGCCUAGUAUGUUUGUUUUUUGCGUGUCAUGGUCAACAUUGUGUAUGCUAACUCCGGUGCGCGCGAAUUAGACCUUUUCCCCAACCACGUGCUCCUAGUGAAGCUAUGGCCGAUGCCGAGGCUGCAGUGGAUCUGGUGGACGGGCAGAAGCUAAGCAAGAACGCCCAAAAGCGCCUUGCGCGGUCUGAGAAAAAGUCCAAAGAGAAGGAGGAAAAGCGAGCAGUUGCGGCUGCCGAGGAAAAACCAACUUCUAAAAAGGUUGAAAAGGAGGAUGAAGAGCAGAUAGACCCAAAUCAAUACCUGAAGCUGCGGAGCAAUGCGGUCGCGGCUCUAAAGAAGACGGGGCCACACCCCUACCCUCACAAGUUUCACGUGACCACCUCUCUCAUUGCCUUCAUAGAACAGUACAAGGGUCUGGAGGACGGGGAGCACCAUUCAGACGUCGUCAGUGUUGCAGGUCGAAUCCAUGCCAAGAGAGAGUCAGGCGCCAAACUAAUAUUCUACGACCUGCGAGGAGAGAGUGUCAAGAUACAGGUCAUGGCCGACAGCAGGAAGUCAGAGGAGGAUUUUGAGGAAGUUCACAGUCGACUGAGGAGAGGGGACAUCAUUGGAGUGACUGGCUGCCCAGCCAAGACGAAGAAGGGGGAGCUGAGUGUUAUACCAAAGACCGUCACCCUUCUCUCUCCCUGUCUCCACAUGCUGCCACGCCUCCAUUUCGGUCUCAAGGACAAAGAGACUCGGUUCCGCCAGAGAUACCUCGACCUCAUCAUCAACGAACACGUCAAGGAAAAGUUUAUCGUCAGAGCCAAGAUCACCACUUACGUCCGUCACUUCUUCGACUCUCUGGGUUUCCUGGAGGUGGAGACUCCGCUGAUGAACAUGAUUGCAGGGGGUGCCUCGGCCAAGCCGUUUGUCACGCACCACAACGAACUCAACAUGGACCUCUACAUGAGAGUGGCCCCCGAGCUAUACCACAAGAUGUUGAUAGUGGGAGGUAUUGACCGAGUCUAUGAAAUUGGAAGACAGUUUAGAAAUGAAGGUAUUGACCUGACCCACAAUCCUGAGUUCACGACGUGUGAGUUCUACAUGGCCUACGCCGACUACAACGACCUCAUGGAGAUCACCGAGCAACUCCUCUCCGGGAUGGUGAAGGAGAUUCUUGGGACGUACAAGAUACAGUACCAUCCCGAGGAAGAUAAUCUGGACAAGGUCUUUGAAGUGGAUUUCACUCCUCCGUUUCGCCGUAUCCCGAUGAUAGCAGAGCUGGAGAAACAGCUGGGAGUCACCUUUCCCCCUGCCUCCACUUUCGGCUCCCCUGAGUUCCAGAAGUUUCUGGAUGAACUUUGUCUGAAACACGGAGUGGAGUGUAGGCACCCCAGGACCUCAGCCAGACUACUGGACAAGUUGGUAGGGGACUUCAUUGAGGUCCAGUGCAUCAACCCCUCCUUCAUAAUGGACCAUCCCGAGAUCAUGAGUCCUCUGUCAAAGUGGCACCGCUCCAUCCCCGGCCUCACAGAGCGCUUCGAGCUCUUCGCCUGUCAGAAGGAGAUCGUCAAUGCCUACACGGAGCUGAACGACCCGGUAGUGCAGAGGGAGAGGUUUGCACAGCAGACGCAGGAGAAAGCCAAAGGAGACGAUGAGGCUCAACCAGUGGACGAGAACUUCUGCACAGCUCUGGAGUACGGACUCCCUCCGACUGGUGGGUGGGGCCUCGGUAUUGAUCGUCUCACUAUGUUUCUCACCGACUCAGCCAACAUAAAGGAGGUGCUGUUCUUCCCAGCCAUGAAGCCAGAUGAUGGAUCCAGCAAGUCAGACAGUGCGGCUGCUGCAGCUGUCCCCCAACCUCCUCCCUGUAAAGACUAGACUGACUGCUUCAUCCUGAAAAAGAUUGGUCUCAAUCUAGUGUCUUUAAAUUAGUGUGUGAGUCCUUAAUUUAUGAUGUUGAUGAUGACUUUUACAAGAGCUGUCUGCGUGUGUGAGCAUGCGCUCCUGAACGUUUUGCGUAG